Molecule: messenger RNA, 2514 nt
Organism: Aspergillus nidulans FGSC A4
Lineage: Eukaryota; Fungi; Ascomycota; Eurotiomycetes; Eurotiales; Aspergillaceae
Product: protein mndB
Exons: 5
Coding region: 1-2514 (837 amino acids)
Biological process (GO): polysaccharide catabolic process; carbohydrate metabolic process
Molecular function (GO): hydrolase activity, hydrolyzing O-glycosyl compounds; beta-mannosidase activity
Source: RefSeq, a predicted model, not a curated record
AUGGGUGCCUUCACACAACACGUUCUUUCAGAGGGUUGGAGCUUUAAGGACAGCGGUGAUCAGUCCCCAGAUGCCUGGUUGUCGGUUCCCACUGUUCCUUCUGUCGUCCAUCAAGACUUACAGGCAAAUGGCAAAUUAGAUGAUCCGUUCAUUGGCCUCAACGAAUUGAGUGCAAGAUGGGUCAACGAGAAGUCAUGGACCUACCGAAACGUCUUCCAGAAGCCAACCGUUCCUGCUGGAUCUUCAAUCUUUUUAGUCUUUGACGGACUGGAUACUUUCGCCAAGGUCAAACUCGAUGGCCAGGUCAUUCUAGAGAGCGAUAACAUGUUUCUUGCUCACCGGGUGGAUAUCACAAAAGCCCUAGAUGUGGAAGGCGAGCAUACACUCGAGAUUGAUUUCGAUUGUGCCUUACUUCGUGCUCGAGAACUUCGAAAGCAGCACCCAGAUCAUAAAUGGGUUGGUUUCAAUGGAGACACUGCGAGAUUGAGCGUCAGAAAAGCUCAGUAUCAUUGGGGUUGGGACUGGGGGCCAGUCCUGAUGACAGCAGGCAUUUGGAAAGAAGUGCGACUUGAAGUUUAUUCCGCGAAAAUUUCAGAUCUCUGGACAGAGGUGCACCUAGCCGAGGACCACUCCAAGGCUCGCAUUACCGCUGCCGCAGAGGUUGAGACCCAAGGGACCGGCAACUCGUACAAAGCUACUUUUACGUUGAGCCUUCAAGGGCAGCAGAUCGGCAAAGAGGUAGCUACUCUGGACGGCAAUGUCGCUAAGACGACGUUCGAUGUUCAAGAACCGUCGCUUUGGUGGCCGAAUGGAUACGGAGACCAAACUUUAUAUGAGAUCUCGGUGUCUCUGGAAAAGGAAGAAGAACAAGCCCAUCAGGUCUCGAAAAAGUUUGGCAUUCGGACUGCGGAGGUCAUCCAGCGGCCGGACAAGCAUGGAAAAUCCUUCUUCUUCCGCAUUAACGGUGUUGAUAUUUUCUGCGGCGGUGCAUGUUGGAUUCCCGCUGAUAGUCUUCUGACCAAUAUCACACCCGAUCGUUAUCGCAAAUGGAUCGAGUUAAUGGCUGUCGGCCAUCAGGUGAUGAUUCGUGUUUGGGGUGGCGGCAUCUACGAGGAUGAGAGCUUCUACCAGGCCUGUGAUGAGGUCGGUGUAAUGGUAUGGCAAGAUUUUAUGUUCGGCUGCGGUAACUAUCCGACGUGGCCUGAGAUUCUUGAGUCGAUCGAAAAAGAGGCCGAAUAUAACCUGCGGAGAUUGCGCCACCACCCUUCCAUCGUUAUCUGGGUUGGAAACAACGAGGACUAUCAGGUACAGGAGCAGCAAGGGCUCACUUACAAUUAUGCAGACAAGGAUCCGGAGAGUUGGCUCAAGACGGAUUUCCCGGCCCGCUAUAUCUACGAGCAUCUUCUACCAAAGGCCGUCCAAAAAAUAAUUCCAUCGGCAUAUUACCAUCCUGGCAGCCCGUGGGGCGAUGGCAAAAUCACUUCUGACCCGACCGUAGGGGAUAUGCAUCAGUGGAAUGUAUGGCACGGUACACAGGAGAAAUACCAAAUCUUCGAUACUCUUGGCGGCCGCUUUAACAGCGAGUUCGGAAUGGAAGCGUUCCCUCACAUGUCCACCAUCGACCACUUCGUCACAAAUGAAGCCGACAAAUACCCCCAGUCACACGUCCUGGAUUUCCACAAUAAGGCAGACGGUCACGAGCGGAGGAUUGCCACGUACCUCGUUGAGAAUCUACGAACGGCAACAGACUUAGAAGUCAUCGUCCAAGCAGAAACGAUGAUGUUUGGUUACCGCGGAUGGCGCCGCCAGUGGGGAGAUGAGAGACAUUGUGGAGGUGCACUGCUCUGGCAAUUGAACGACUGCUGGCCAACCAUCUCCUGGGCCAUUGUAGACUACUUUCUGCGCCCCAAACCUGCGUUCUAUGCCGUCAGCCGUGUUUUGAAGCCGCUUGCCAUUGGUGUGCGCCGGGAGCACCACGAUUGGAGUGUCUCCCACGCACAACCGCCUAAGACUAGCAAGUACGAGCUAUGGGUCGUCAGCAGUCUGCUGAAGGAGGUGAUCGGAAAGGUCGAACUUAGGUUUAUAUCCAUCAAGACUGGUCUUGCUAUUCACGAGUCUAUCGUCCGCGAGAAUGUCACCAUUGUACCCAAUGGCACUACUAACAUCUUGGACGGAGUCAUCGAUCACGCAGUCGACGAGCCGCAUGUCCUUGCUGCCAGACUCUGGGUGGAUGGCGAGCUUGUGGCUAGAGAUGUUGAUUGGCCGCAGCCGUUCAAGUACCUUGAUCUCUCUGACCGAGGACUAGAGAUUACGAGGAUUUCCAAGACCGAAAGCGAGCAGGUACUUGAAUUGAGCGCCAGGAAGCCAGUCAAAUGCUUGGUCUUUGAGGAACGAGACAAUGUCCGAGUCAGCGACAGUGCUAUUGACAUCGUGCCGGGCGAUGAGCAGUUUGUUACUAUUAAGGGCUUAAAGCGUAGUGAUGCGCCGCUGAAGUACAAAUUCCUUGGACAGUAG